Saccoglossus kowalevskii is the source of this 1701-nucleotide messenger RNA. RefSeq names its product protein SHQ1 homolog. The record is from RefSeq and is a predicted model, not a curated record. Lineage: Eukaryota; Metazoa; Hemichordata; Enteropneusta; Harrimaniidae. Gene Ontology annotation, biological process: box H/ACA snoRNP assembly. Gene Ontology annotation, cellular component: nucleoplasm; cytoplasm.
AAAAAAAAAACAUUAUCACACCAACACGUGACAAAAGAAAUGUUGACCCCAGCGUUUGAGAUAUCCCAAGAUGACUCCUUUCUCAAUAUUAUUAUAAAAGCAAAGUUUGCUAAAGUAGCAGAUACUGAAAUGUACAUCGAUGGGGAUGAAUUUAAAUUUUAUUCAAAACCAUACUAUCUGAGACUUAAUUUACCGGGAAGAAUAGUGGAGGAUGGCAGAGAGACUGCAAAUUAUGACAUUAAUACAGGGUACUUCAACAUAAGGAUUCCCAAGGAGAAUCCUGGUGAGAAUUUUGAUGGUCUGGAUAUGUUGACGAAGUUACUGGCACCCAAGGGGAAGACUUCGGCAGCGCAACCUUUAAUACAAGUAGUAGGAGAAACAUCGUGUGUGGACGACGGAGAAGAAGAAGAGUUUGAUUGGCAGAUAGAGCAAGAACAAAACCAAGAAAUACAGGAUACCGUGAUAUCAGAUGUCAAAUAUGGGUUCGCUAAUCUACGAAGUGGUGUUUUCAAAACAUUAAUGGAUGAGUUAAGCGGAGCGGUUGACAUUCCAGAUCCUGACAAUACAGGUCAUAGUAAGAGAAGAAAACAAAGAAUAGAAGAUGAACGUGAACAUUUUGAUGAGGCUCAUUAUCUCGCUGAUUUGUAUGACGAUGCCAUAAUACAACAGAUAUUAGAAUACCAGCCGACUUGGAAUGAGCAAUACAAACAGUUAAAAUCUAAAGAGAAACAAAAUACUGAAAAACAAUCUGUAUAUUGUGUUGAUGAAAGCAUAGUGCCUUUCUCUGAAGAAGAAAAAGAACAGAUGAUUAAACUCCCAAAGAAAGAGUAUUUAUCCAUGGACCAAGAAACACAUAGUAUUGUUUAUUUUGGUUUGGUUGAUAUAAUAUUUGCAUAUAUUUACAACCAUAGAUCUACAGAGGGUGAUAACACGGUGGAAUCAGCCUGGACCAUAUGUAAACUAAGUAGUACAUUAUCAUGGUUUGAUUCAUUUUCAUCUUUGUAUGACGUCAUAGUCAGCUGUUACACAAGAAUUGUAUGCUAUCCUCUUUAUAGACACUGGCAUUUAGCAGAAGUGAUACACGAUGAUACUAUCAAAAUAUUCAAACUUGGUAAAAGGAAACUUUUGAGUUGUUUGUUGGAAAUACACAAGUUAUUAUCAAAGGAUGAUACAAAAUAUUUACUGAAUGAUUUGUACAUAACUGAUUAUACUGUUUGGAUUCAGUCGGCAAGUCAUGACAAGAUUGAAUCACUGGCGAAUGCAUUAAAACAGGUGAAAAUUACAAAAUCAGACCUUGGCCUUGAAUUGGACGAGUUAGAACAUGCUGCAACAUUGGUAGAAGCCGAGGAAAACACAACUGAAGACAUCGUGCAGGGUAUGGAGAAUAUAACAAUACAUCAGUAUGGAUACCCUGGUGUUAUGCACAUGGAAAGCAGUAAGGAGAAUUGCAAUGUUGAUCAGAGUGCAGUUGGUGCUAGUGAUGGGGGACUGCUUGAGCACAUAGCUCAAAUGUCACUACUAGAACAGGACACUUGUUCUGAUGACUCAGAAACAGAUGACAGUGACACAUCUUUAUCAGAAGAAUCAAGUAACUAUAGCAACAGUGAUGCAGAAUGUAGUGUUGGACAUUCAGAUGGUGAGAAAACUGAUCUGCAGUCAACAGUUUAAGAAAUAAAAAUAAAAGCAAACAUCAGAACAUGA